UCUGAACAUAUAUACAACCCCAAACCUCCAUAACAUCCACGUUAAAGCCCUGAUGUCCCACUCAUAUCCUCAUCUUGUCUGAACAUAUAUACAACCCCAAACCUCCAUAACAUCCACGUUAAAGCCCUGAUGUCCCACUCAUAUCCUCGUCUUGUCUGAACGUAUAUACAACCCCAAACCUCCAUAACAUCCACGUUAAAGCCCUGAUGUCCCACUCAUAUCCUCGUCUUGUCUGAACAUAUACAACCCCAAACCUCCAUAACAUCCACGUUAAAGCCCUGAUGUCCCACUCAUAUCCUCGUCUUGUCUGAACAUAUAUACAACCCCAAACCUCCAUAACAUCCACGUUAAAGCCCUGAUGUCCCACUCAUAUCCUCGUCUUGUCUGAACAUAUAUACAACCCCAAACCUCCAUAACAUCCACGUUAAAGCCCUGAUGUCCCACUCAUAUCCUCAUCUUGUCUGAACAGACAACCCCAAACCUCCAUAACAUCCACGUUAAAGCCCUGAUAGUCACACAUUUGACAUGUGUAGGCAUUUCCUGGUCAUAGAGGGGCCCAAUGCACAAGUAUUAAGUAUGAUUCACUGCUUGUUGUUACACCCUGAACCCAGGGUUUGUCACCCCUUCUGCCCCAUUACUAGUUAGUCUUGAAAACCCGACCGAGGGCAACACAGUGACUAGGGCCUGGUUUUAAUGAGGGUCUGUUGAAAACCCGACCGAGGACAACACGGUGACUAGGACCUGGUUUUAAUGAGGGUCUGUUGAAAACCCGACCGAGGGCAACACAGUAACUAGGACCUGGUUUUAAUGAGGGUCUGUUGAAAACCCGACCGAGGGCAACACAGUGACUAGGGCCUGGUUUUAAUGAGGGUCUGUUGAAAACCCGACCGAGGGCAACACGGUGACUAGGACCUGGUUUUAAUGAGGGAGUCUGUUGAAAACCCGACCGAGGACAACACAGUGACUAGGACCUGGUUUUAAUGAGGGUCUGUUGAAAACCCGACCGAGGGCAACACAGUGACUAGGACCUGGUUUUAAUGAGGGAGUCUGUUGACCUAGAGGAACUACAUCACUAUCUACGUCGUGGGGACUCGCCUAACAAAUCACGAGGCAGACAUGCCCAGAACGCUGUGAUUCAAAACCAAACGUUGCAGUGGUUUUAGUUGAGGUAGUUGAUGUAAACUAGCUACUGGGGCGGCAGGCAGCCUAGUGGUUAGAGCAUUGGGCCAGUAACCUGACAAGGUAAAAACAGUGGGUUAACAAGGCAGUUAACCUACCGUUCCCCGGGUGCCAAAGAUGUGGAUGUUGAUUAAGGCAGCCUCCCCCCCGCACCUCUCUGAUUCAGAGGGGUUAAAUGAGGAAGACGCAUUUCAGUUGAAGGCAUUCAGUUGUACAACCUGAGUAUGUAUCCACUUGCGAACUAUAACCUCCGGAAUCUCCAUCUUGCUAGCUACUAUUUAGUAUUUUAUUCGAGAGGAUAAAGUCGUGACGUAGGAAGUGAUGUAAUUCCUCUAUACCAAAAGAGUCCAUCAUUAAAACCAGACGUCAGUCAGUGUGUUGCCCAGGGUCUGGUUUUCAAAACGAAUGACUAGUUUGAGAGGUAGGCUAUCUCCCCAAGCUGUGGAGCAGAGAUGCUGUUUUGUCAAACAGCCAGUAGAUGGCAGCAGAGUAUUUGAGUUUGAAUCAACUAUGACAGUUACAGUAUAUUUCCUGCAUGGUUUUCUUCAGAUGCUGUACACCAGCCACCGUUCCAUCCCUCCUUUCAAGUCUAACCCGGUGGUGGUGGUGGAGAGCGAGUACAGCAGGAACUUUAAAGCCUCUCCACCUCCCAGAGGACCACGGCUACGCAGCCAUGUAGACGGGGACCAGGUGCCUCUGUUCCAGAGAGAGAACGUUUCACCCGAGAAAGCAUCAAAGAGCAAGCGGAAGAAGAAGAGGGAAGAAAGAGAGUCCAGCAUCGUAGAGGAGAACAUUCCACUUCCACAGCCUCGGGAGCAGCUGGCGGACCAGGAAGUGAAGUCACAGAGCUCCCAGAAGGCACAUCUCCCCCACAGAAAGGUGAAAUCAGAGUAUAAUGCCAACUUCCGCUCUCCGCUGAACUACAUAUAUAAGGACGGCGCCUGGGUCAAGGCUUCCACACUAGGAGAGGAGAGAGGCCUCAUACCUGAGAUCUCGGCCUGA
Messenger RNA from Oncorhynchus masou masou (cherry salmon), 2181 nucleotides. RefSeq names its product nuclear protein MDM1-like. NCBI's taxonomy places the organism in Eukaryota, Metazoa, Chordata, Actinopteri, Salmoniformes, Salmonidae. Bases 1585 to 2181 code for a protein of 198 amino acids. The transcript has 4 exons. Gene Ontology annotation, molecular function: microtubule binding. Gene Ontology annotation, biological process: negative regulation of centriole replication. The record is from RefSeq and is a predicted model, not a curated record.